UUAGAAAUGAUUAUUGAGUUGAUAGAAAUUCUGUUCGCCUAUUGUGUUUCCAUCUGUUGGGCACAAGAAAAGUUAUUGACUGUUUUUCUUUCUGGUUUUUGUUUACACUUUUUUCUGGUUUCAACUUGACAUUUAAUAAGAUGACAAUUUUAUUUCUAUAAUUUUCUAAUUCUAAUUGUAUUUGUUUUUUGCUUGUGAAGUUAAAUUGUGCUUUGUUUUACCUUUCUACCUAAGAAAAAAAAGGAAAAUACCGUAAGUUAAAAGUAAUUAGAAUGGAGUGGCUGUUCGGACGUAAGAAAACUCCAGAGGAGAUGUUGAGAGCUAAUCAAAGAGCUUUAAAUAAAGCUGUUCGUGAUUUAGACCGUGAGCGAACCAAAAUGGAGGCUCAAGAGAAAAAGAUAAUCAUUGAUUUAAAGAAAAUGGCCAAAGAUAAUCAAAUGGACGCUGUUAAAGUGAUGGCAAAAGAUUUGGUCCGAACCAGAAGGUAUAUUAAAAAAUUUAUUCUCAUGAAGGCAAACAUUCAAGCGGUUGCACUUAAAAUUCAAACCCUUCGAAGUCAAAAUUCAAUGGCUGUCGCCAUGAAGGGUGUUACCAAAGCGUUAAUGUCCAUGAAUAGACAGAUGAACCUUCCCCAGAUACAGAAAAUAAUGGCCGAAUUUGAAAAGCAAACGGAAAUCAUGGACAUGAAGGAAGAGAUGAUGAGUGAGGUUAUGGACGAUGCAUUGGGCGAAGAUGAUUACGAAGAGGAGAGUAAUACAAUUGUUAAACAAGUGCUUGAUGAACUCGGUAUUCAAGUUAAUGAACAAUUAAGUGAAAUUCCAGCCAUCAGUACUGCCCUUCCCUCGGGUGGAACUUCACAAUCAAGUAAAACACCAACAGCGGCCGCCGCUUCGGCCGAUGAUGCGGACGCUGAUUUAAUAGCUCGUCUCGAAAAUUUAAGAAGACAAUAAGUAAAUAUCUAUAAAAACUUUCCUUUUAUAUUAUGAGUCAUUCAAGUGGAAACAAAUAAAACAAUGUUUUUAAUUACGUUCACUAA
Panonychus citri (citrus red mite) is the source of this 1036-nucleotide messenger RNA. RefSeq names its product charged multivesicular body protein 2a-like (gene Vps2). Gene Ontology annotation, cellular component: multivesicular body; ESCRT III complex. The coding region runs from base 273 to 950 and encodes 225 amino acids. The transcript has a single exon. The record is from RefSeq and is a predicted model, not a curated record. Gene Ontology annotation, biological process: late endosome to vacuole transport; protein transport; endosome transport via multivesicular body sorting pathway. NCBI's taxonomy places the organism in Eukaryota, Metazoa, Arthropoda, Arachnida, Trombidiformes, Tetranychidae.